Juglans microcarpa x Juglans regia is the source of this 936-nucleotide messenger RNA. RefSeq names its product ethylene-responsive transcription factor ERF024-like. The record is from RefSeq and is a predicted model, not a curated record. Bases 155 to 796 code for a protein of 213 amino acids. The transcript has a single exon. Gene Ontology annotation, biological process: regulation of DNA-templated transcription. Gene Ontology annotation, molecular function: DNA-binding transcription factor activity; DNA binding. Lineage: Eukaryota; Viridiplantae; Streptophyta; Magnoliopsida; Fagales; Juglandaceae.
AAACAACUGGUUUGCACUUUCUUCACAUAACUCUACGCACUGCAACCCAGUUUUGCCCUAAAAUUUCAUCCACCAUAAAUGGCUUUCAUUCAGCCUCCAACGAACCAGUCCGAACUUCCCGCCAAUCUUCCAAUCCUCACCCAAGUGAAAACCCAUGAUGCAUUAUUCACAAUCCACCACAAAUACGAGUUCUAGCAGCAGCGGCGGCGGCAGUAGUGGAGCUAGUGGCAGCAUUGCCUCUGUUACUGCCGGGGCAGCACCCCCCACUAGGGGGCGUCACCCAGUUUAUCGUGGAGUAAGGCGUCGGAGUACUGGGAAAUGGGUGUCCGAAAUUCGCGAACCCAGAAAGCCUAAUAGAAUCUGGCUAGGCACAUUUCCUACACCUGAAAUGGCUGCAGUCGCUUACGAUGUGGCAGUAAUUGCUCUCAAAGGUCAAGAUACCGAUCAACUAAACUUUCCCAACUCAGCCUCUUCUUUGCCCGUGCCCGCCUCCACUUCCCCACGUGAUAUCCAAGCAGCUGCAGCCUCUGCUGCAGCUGCUUUAGGUGCUGCAGCAGCUGCUAUGGGAGCUGCAAAAGAUGCUUCAACCGUGAAUGAGGGUGAUGGAACACAAAAAGCACUAGAACCAGAAAGACCAGUGUUUGAUGAAUUUGUUGACGAGGAUUUGAUCUUUGACAUGCCCAAUGUUCUUGUGAAUAUGGCUGAAGGAAUGCUUCUUAGCCCACCUCGCUUGGACGUCGCUGGCGACGAUGAUGAAAACACUGAUCAGGAUCAGAACCUUUGGAAAUUUCCUUAAACCACCAUAUAUCUACAACAGCAUAAUCAUCAAUAUUUUCCGCCAAAAACAAAACCUGAAGAAACUUAACCUCUAUAAUAUACGAAGGAGUCUUCCAUUGAUAAUCUAAAAUGCAAGAUGGCAACAUCAAUUGCGUGUGA